AUGCGUCCACCGCCAGCGCUCUGCCGGUUCCUCUCGGAGCCGCUUCGCCGCGCGCAGUGCCUCAGCGCGACGGGCGCGGACAUGGCGCUUGCUGUUCUCAAUCGUAGGUGCCCCGUCCACGCACGACUUCGACCGCGGCAUCAGCGCGAGGUCGGCCUGGCGCGCACCUGCACGGACCACGUUGGCGCCGCCCCCCCGCGCAUCCGCGCGCUGCUCAUCUUCUACCGCACCUUCAAAGCUGCCGAGAGGUUCUCGGCCCUGACCCCGGAGGGGCUGCUCACCGUCUCCCCCGAGGCUCUGUUGACGGUUGUCGUGGCCCGCCUGGCCAAUCGCUGUUUGUUCCUCGAGCGGAAGAACCUCACGCUGUCGUCCGGCUCGCUGGCGUCCCGCUCGCCCACGGCGGAGGCGCCGAAGGAGCUCGGCAUCGCUCGGGCGAUCGAGGGCCAGAUGCGCCGGACACAGACGGCCCUGCUCGAGCAGGACCGCAUCAAGCACGACACGUACGCUGGGCCGGUGAGGCGUGGGCUCACGACCCCCUUGCUGCUCCCACUGCCCACGGCGGACGCGCACGCGCCGCAGGCGCCUGGCGACGCCUCGGUGCGCAGCAGCGCCGGAGCGAGCCACGCCACUGCCGCGAGGUACCGCUGCAACUCGGACUCGCCCGCGCUGCGGGCAGGAGAGUGCGCCCACGGCAGCGGGCCUACUUGGGGAUCGAUUGGUAUCAGAUCGCGCAGCGGCGGCAGAGGUUCUCCUUGCUCUUCUUCUUGCAGAACCUGUACUUCUG
This is a messenger RNA of Prorocentrum cordatum, 784 nucleotides long. NCBI's taxonomy places the organism in Eukaryota, Dinophyceae, Prorocentrales, Prorocentraceae. The record is from the annotation of a GenBank genome assembly.